Molecule: messenger RNA, 1383 nt
Organism: Arabis nemorensis
Lineage: Eukaryota; Viridiplantae; Streptophyta; Magnoliopsida; Brassicales; Brassicaceae
Source: the annotation of a GenBank genome assembly
AUGGCACCAGCUCAAAACCCAAUCAGUUCGAAACACGUGGCAGUGAUCGGAGCCGGAGCAGCUGGUCUUGUAGCGGCCAGGGAGCUCCGUCGUGAAGGUCAGUCCGUUGUAGUCUUUGACCGGGAGAAGCAAGUGGGAGGUCUCUGGAUUUACUCACCUAAAACCGAUUCCGACCCGCUUAGCCUCGACCCGACCCGAUCCAUAGUCCACACGAGCCUCUACGAGUCUCUCCGAACCAACAUCCCGAGAGAAUGUAUGGGUUUCACGGACUACCCCUUUGUGCCAAGUGAUGACGUUUCAAGAGACCCGAGACGUUAUCCGAGUCACAAGGAAGUUCUUGCGUACCUUCAAGACUUUGCUAAAGAGUUUAAGAUAGAGAAGAUGGUUCGGUUCGAGACCGAGGUGGUUCGGGUUGAACCGGUUAACGGAAAAUGGAGUGUCCGGUCUAAAAAUUCCGGCGGUUUCUCCGAGGAGGAAAUCUUUGACGCAGUCGUUGUUUGCAGUGGUCACUAUACAGAGCCUAACCUUGCUCAUAUUCCUGGGAUAGAAUCAUGGCCUGGAAAACAAAUUCAUAGUCACAAUUACCGAGUUCCUGAUCCAUUCAAAGAUGAGGUGGUUGUAGUGAUCGGAAAUUUUGCGAGUGGGGCCGAUAUUAGUAGAGACAUAUGUAAAGUCGCAAAUGAAGUUCAUAUCGCAUCUAGAGCGAGUGGACCUGAUACAUACGAAAAGCUUCCCAGACAUAUAAACAAUCUUUGGAUGCAUUCUCAGAUAGACAUUGUACGCGAGGAUGGUUCGAUUGUUUUCCAAAAUGGAAAGAUGGUAUAUGCCGAUACCAUCGUGCAUUGUACCGGGUAUAAGUAUUACUUUCCAUUUCUUGAAACCAAUGGUUACAUUAACAUUGAUGACAACUGCAUUGAUCCUCUCUACAAACAUAUCUUUCCACCCGCGCUUGCUCCCGGACUUUCUUUUAUCGGUUUACCAGCAAUGGGUCUACAAUUUUAUAUGUUUGAAGUCCAAAGCAAAUGGGUGGCUGCAGUUUUAUCUGAACGAGUUACACUUCCUUCGAUAGACAAUAUGAUGGAAGAUCUUAGAUUGUCAUAUGAAAACCUUGAGGCGUUAAAUUUUCCCAAAAGAUACAUGCAUAGAUUGGGUAGAAUUCAGUGUGAAUACCUCAAUUGGAUCACAGAACAAUGUGGAUUUCCACAUGUUGAACACUGGAGAGAUCAAGAAGUAGUCCAGGGUUACAAGAGACUUAUGUUUCAGCCGGAGACUUUCCGUGAGGAAUGGGACGACGAUGAUCUCAUGAAAGAAGCUUACGAGGAUUUCGCUAGGAAAAAUUUGAUCAGCUUUCACCCUUCGCGUUUCCUUGAAACCAAGAGUUGA